This is a messenger RNA of Mytilus trossulus (common blue mussel), 4807 nucleotides long. RefSeq lists its product as uncharacterized. The record is from RefSeq and is a predicted model, not a curated record. The coding region runs from base 1 to 3462 and encodes 1153 amino acids. Lineage: Eukaryota; Metazoa; Mollusca; Bivalvia; Mytilida; Mytilidae. Gene Ontology annotation, biological process: DNA integration; DNA recombination. The transcript is spliced from 10 exons. Gene Ontology annotation, molecular function: DNA binding.
AUGGGGAUGUGGGUUGUGGGCGCUAGUAUAAAAAGGGCAUCUUCUGUGGGCUCAGACCCGAACCGUAACAAUACACAUGUUAGGGAUAUUCAAGAACAGAGAUCUGUACACAACACUGAGCUUCCUAUAACAAGUGGAGAAGAUACACAUGUUAGGGAUAUUCAAGAACAGAGAUCUGUACACAACACUGAGCUUCCUAUAACAGUUGGAGAAGAUACACAUGUUAGGGAUAUUCAAGAACAGAGAUCUGUACACAACACUGAGCUUCCUAUAACAGUUGGAGAAGAUACACAUGUUAGGGAUAUUCAAGAACAGAGAUCUGUACACAACACUGAGCUUCCUAUAACAGUUGGAGAAGAUACACAUGUUAGGGAUAUUCAAGAACAGAGAUCUGUACACAACACUGAGCUUCCUAUAACAAGUGGAGAAGAUACACAUGUUAGGGAUAUUCAAGAACAGAGAUCUGUACACAACACUGAGCUUCCUAUAACAAGUGGAGAAGAUACACAUGUUAGGGAUAUUCAAGAACAGAGAUCUGUACACAACACUGAGCUUCCUAUAACAAGUGGAGAAGAUACACAUGUUAGGGAUAUUCAAGAACAGAGAUCUGUACACAACACUGAGCUUCCUAAAGGGGGAAAUGUAUAUACCUUUUCUCUUGGAGAAAUGCAAAAUUUAGCCCAGCAGUGGACAAAGCAGACAGAAGAUGAAGAAUCUGAUACUCCUUCUUCUACUGUUGUUUUUAUUGAGGAACAAGAACAUGGUAUUUUUAAGUUUACAGAAAUCAAACAAAUAUCAAUGUUUAAAGGUGAAACCAAAGGACCAACAGAUGAUAAUCAUGAAGUGGUUUAUGAGGCAGAAGCUGUGAUAGAAACAGAAACUUUUGCAGAUGAUACUUUGAUUUUUCCAAAGGAUGAGAUACAGGAAAUCAUUGGACAUGAUGUCAUGGAUGUAGAUGAUGGGAAAAAAUGUAAAAAGAGAAGAUGGAAGAGAAUUAGGUACACAGAUUCUGAUAUGGAAUUCGAAGUUGAUCCUCCAGCUGAAGGUACAUGUAGUAUCAAAAGAACGAAAGUCAGUAAUGAGACAUGUGAGUUGGUUUAUGAUAUUGAUAACAACAGUGAUAACAACAGUGAUAACAACAGUGAGACAAGUGAACAAUAUCCUGUACUCCCAAAGCUGCAGUGCUCAGUUGGCAAAAUUGAGUUGAGUUCUGAGGAUUCUGAAGAUAUUGACGACUUAAUAGAUGAAGAUAUCAUUAUAAGAGAUGUUAAACACAAGGAACUAUACAUUACGGGUGUGAAAAAAAAUGAAUUUACUAAAACGGGUAAAAUGAAGAAAACAGAGAGGGUAUAUAAUUCCCACCACCCCUGUCCAUUUUGUGGCAUAAUGCAGACUAAUUUUUCCCACCAUAUAUUGUCUACUAAACAUAUGGAAGAACAAGAAGUUAAAGAAAUUAUAAAACUAGAUCUUUCAAACAGUAGUUCUGAGGAAAAAAAGAAAAUUAUGAAAGAUAGAAAAAGAAUGAUUGAUCUGUUAAGAUUAAAAGGAUGUCAUCAUCAUAACAUGAAAGUCAAUCAAAGUAAAACCGGAGAAAUCAUAUUGGCCCGUAGAAUUUUAACGUCCGGAUCUUUUGACAUUGAAAAGUAUGGAGCGUGUCCAUCAUGUCUUGGGUGGUUUUUAAUAUCAAAUUUUCAAAGGCAUCAAUCAAAUUGUCCUGGUAAUUAUAGUAGAACGAAACAAAGUAAGGCUAGUUUGAUAACCCAGUCUCAGAUAAUAUCUAGAAGAAUUUCAGAUGAGGCUAGUCCUGCUUUAGUCAGAGAGGUUUUUAGUAUAAUGACCAUAGAUGAAGUCUCAAAGGUUGCAAAAAAUGACAAACUAAUUAUAUCAUUAGGAAAUCAAUGGAUGCUGUCUAACAUGGGCAAUCGUAUAAUGAGGAAAUACUAUACAUCUUCUGUGAUGAGAUUGGCAGCCAAGCUUCUGACUUCUUUAAGAAGCAUCACAGGUUUGAAGGAACAUUCAAUGGAGCAGUUCAUAGAAGCAAAAUAUUAUGAAUAUUUUGCCAAAGCUGCAUUGAUUUGUAGUAAACAAGUUGUAAAUGAUGAAGAAGAUUUGAAUAGCCCAAGCAAUGCAAUAAAACUUGGAUAUGACAUAAAACGUAUGGCUUCUGCAAAACUUGGUGAAGCUUUAGUGGAAGGUGAUGAUCUAAAGAAAUCCCAAGCAGAAAACUUUUUAACACUAGUGAAUAUGAGUUGGAGCUUGAAAGUGACAAAACUAGCAAGAAUGGUUCUAGCAGAAAGAAAUUUUAAUAUUAUUAAGCAACUUCCUCUACCUGAAGACAUUCAAAAAAUGGUUUCUUUUAUGGUGGAAGAGCUUAAUAAAUUGGACUUGCAGGAUGUUGCAUACAAGAUAUUUAGAAAGGCUGCUGUUCUUGCUUUAGCUAGGAUUACAUUGUAUAAUAGAAGAAGAUGUCAUGAAGUUCAAGCUUUAAAUUUAUCGGAUUACAGGAGGAGAAAAAGUACCCCAGAUGAAGUGGCUUUGCAAAUGAGCCAUGAGCUCACAGAGUUUGAAAAGGAGCUUCUUAACACGCAGGAGGUGGUAAUGAUUCGAGGGAAGGGUGGCAAGGCGGUUCCGGUUAUUAUCCCAAAGGAUGCUGUAAAUGUGUUGGAAUACCUGUCAAAUGACUCUAUUAGACUCAAAGUUGGAAUACCUCCUUCGAAAUAUUUGUUUGCUAAUUCCAAUGCAGGUGUUUUUAGGGGCUAUGAUGCCAUUGGUGCUGUAAAAAAGGAAGCAGGAUUAAAGUUGCCAAACCUUGUUAAAACGUCUAACAUGAGGAAGUAUAUGGCAACAAUGAUGCAGUCAUUGGACAUAACAGAAAACCAACGUCAAUGGAUCCUAGAUCACCUAGGACAUACUAUGGAUGUCCAUAGGGUCCAUUAUAGGCAAACAAGUGAUUUAAUAGAAAGGGUUCAUGUAUCAAAACUUUUGUUAAUCCAAGACUUUGGUAUGGUGAAAGAUUUUGUUGGCAAAAAAUUGGAGGAUAUUCAACUAGAAGAUAUUGUACCGCAAAAAAAAGACAUAUCAGCAGUAAGUGAAGAUGAUGCAGAUAUAGAUACACCAAACACAGGAAUUGAUAAUAUAGCAGAGGACUUUAUUCCAGAAUUGCAUGACGAUGAAGUUGAUGCUGAUUUCAGCAUUCCAAUUCAAGAACAUAGACCUGAUAAAAAGAAAUCUAGAAAAGACAAAGUUCAACGCCAAAAAUGGUCAGAGGAUGAUGUCCAGGAACUAGAGGACCUGUUUUCAGUUAAUCUUAAAAAACUGAAAUGUCCAAAACAAGCCGAAAUUGAAAAAAAAAUUUCAAUUAGCAAAAAAAAUGGUGGUCUUAUCCACAAAAGAAAGCGUGAUAACAUCAAGAAGAAAGUCAGCAAUAUGAUUCAAAAACUCAAAACCGUUGAUAAUGGUUAAUAUUGAAAAUUAUUUUACAGGACAAAUAUAAAUAAAAAUAAAUAUUGGCUCACCUGAGGUUAAUAAACUUGUCUUUUUUAUCGCUGACAUAGGGUAGGUUAGGCUGGUUUUUUUUAUUAUUUGUUGGUUGCAUAUUUUAAUAUGAAAUUUUGUAAUUUUGUCUGAGAAGGAAAUAAAAUUCCUAAGAUAUAAUUAUGAAUACAUUUACUGUUUAUUUAAACAAUAUUGUAAACCUGGAAGCAACAAGAAAAUCUCUUUGAAUAAAGCUUCAUAUUUUAGAAGGUUUUUCGAGCUGGAUAAUCCAUAUUUGGUACAUGUGAACUUGACCUCAUUUUCAUGGUUUAAUGACAAUUUAAAAAUUCUGAGUUAAAAUUGGUAAUAGGACAGCUAUUUGGUAAUAAAUUAAUUGCUUAAUAUAUGUGUCUGUCAGACUAGGUUAACCUGACCUUUACCACAUUUCAGGAAUCAGUGAUUAAGUGAGUUAAUAUGACUAGAGAGGAAUAAAACUUAGCAGGGGCCCAGUCGCCCAUGGCCCUAGAUUUUGUGCUGGGCUACUUAAAUUUUGAUAAAAUUUGGUUCAAUAUACAAACGUCAAUUAGGAACAAUUUUGUCUGUGCUACCAGCUUGAAUUUCCCAAGUUUUAUCCCUGCUAGAUCCAUUUCUCAUGUAUUUUAAGCAAUAGGUCAACUGUAGUAGGUGUAUAGAAUGAUUGUUAAGAAUACAUCUCUUAUCUGACAGGGUUGAUCUUGACAUUAACCUUAUUUUCAUGGAUAAUUGAUAAUAUUAAAUUUUCUGUUUUACUUGAAGCAAAACUUUAUAUAUAUAAUUCAGUUAAAGAUCUUCGCUACACUUGUUUUGACUUUUUGUCUGAUAUUUGAAUCCUCUAGUUUUAUCCAUAUAGUGCCACUUCUUGAUUUAUUUUAUUACAUUUGGUUUUAAAAGCCAUUUUUGAAAAUCUUAUACAAUCCUUGUUAUUUUUUAUUUGUUUUUAAGAAAAGGUUCACAAUGUUAAAUGCAUGAAAAAUCUUAAAUUUCCCUACAAAUGUCCUUUUGGUUAUUUCUCUAAACAAGGACAAAGACAUUUCAUUUUUUAUGCUUUUCAAGAUCCGUUAUUUAUAUUCUAUCAGUUUAUAGUCUUUUAAUAAAAUCUUGUUAUUUUGAGACAUAGGAGCUAAUUCUGAUCAUCCUUAAAUCAGUUUAGCAGACCAAACAUUUCAGCAUGUGCACUCUUAGUUAUUUUUGUGUUUAUGUAUAGAUUUAUUUUUAUUUGAUGAUGGGCUUUAUGGGAUUAAAUUUGUACAGGCAUUUUUUUUUGUGAGACUUGGCAACAGUUAAAAUUAUUGUU